Dioscorea cayenensis subsp. rotundata (Guinea yam) is the source of this 792-nucleotide messenger RNA. RefSeq lists its product as uncharacterized. Gene Ontology annotation, molecular function: nucleic acid binding. The transcript has 5 exons. The record is from RefSeq and is a predicted model, not a curated record. Lineage: Eukaryota; Viridiplantae; Streptophyta; Magnoliopsida; Dioscoreales; Dioscoreaceae. Bases 1 to 792 code for a protein of 263 amino acids.
AUGGAUUUCAUAGUUGGUUUACCUCGCUCAUCGCAUGGUCAUGAUAUGAUAUGGAAGGUGGUGGAUAGACAGACGAAGUCAGCACAUUUUCUAGCUGCUCAUGUAAGAGAUUCAUUAGAGAAGUUGACACAACUCUACGUUAAGGAAAUUGUUAGACUUCUUGGCCUGCCAAUAUCCAUUAUUUCUAAUCGAGAUCCUAGAUUCACAUCUAGAUUUUGGCCUAAAUUACAAGAACCUUUUGGGGCAACUUUGAAGUUUAGUACAGCUUAUCACUCUUACCAAGCGAGCAUUAGUAAAACUUCAUAUGAAGCAUUGUAUGGAAGGAGGUAUCGAACACCAGUUUGUUCGAAUGAUAUUGGGGAAACUAAGCUGCAAAGUAUUGGGUUGAUUAAGAUGACCACUACCAAGGUGAAGUUGAUCAAAGGAAGGUUAAAAGCAGCUCAAGAUAGUGAAAAGAGCUAUGCUAAUAAUAGUCAAAGAGCUUUAGAGUUUGAUGUUCUUGAUCAACAAGAUAAGGUGCUUCACAAGAAUGUUAUACCUAUAGCUAAGGAGGAGAGCCCCCAAGCAAAGUCAAGGCCUUCAAGGGAGCUUGACUACUUUUGGGUCUUCAUUGCCAUUCUGGAAGCCUUAUGGCUUUUAGCCAUUGUAGCGCUUUGGAGGGAUGCCAGGCCAUUCUGGAAGCCUUAUGGCUUUCUAGUCAUUAUAGCCCUUUGGAGGGAUGUCAGGCCAUUAUGGAAACCUUAUAGCUUUUUGGCCGUUGUCGCCUUUUGGAGGAAUGUUAGGCCAUUCUAG